GAUUAUGUUGAUAUUUCAGAAGUAAAAUUAAAAUGGAGAUAUCAGACUGUAUCUGGGACGAGGGGUUUCUCUGUUGUGAUGAUCUGGACGUACUCGAACCUAGCCUUGUAUCGUCCUCAAUCCCUAGCCCUGGACUCGUCCCCUUCCAGUGGUCCGAGGCCCCUCUGGCGGACGAAGCGGACAACUCCGACAUGACUCCGCAAUGCAUGCCCGUCAUAGAUCCCAUCUUCGUCAGAGAAAAUUUCAUAGAAGAUUGUCUAAUAGAUGGAGUAUCUGAAGUUAACGAGGUUGGGAAUGAUAUUCUCUCCGGGUACUGUCCUGACCAGGGCAGCAGUGAACAGUUUGCUUGUCUCCAUGUCCUAGUCUGCGGGUUUUGUCGAUCCGUCUUUCACGUUCUAGAGGAGUUCAAAAGUCAUCUGGUAACAUGCGAGAUCAAAUCUCCCGGUUCAGAGUUCAUUAGCUACGACUCCGCCACAGCAGUUGCUCUAGUGUUGUGGACUAAUACUGUACUGAGACGGGUUCAGGAGAGUUUAGCUGAGCUGGCGGAUACGGUCAACCUAACCCAGAGAAUUCAAGCCAGAUGGUGGAGACUCAGCAAACGAUCAAGACAGAGUUGGGAGAGAGCAGCUGAGGUUUUGCUAGAACUAGGAAAGGUUGGGAAUCUUGUGUUUCCUGCUCCGGAGUUAAACCUUGAACUGAGAGGAGGGGACGGAGAAGUGAGCAAGGAUAUUCGCUGGCCUGGUCCGCAUAAUAUCAUGGAUGCUGAUGAAAUAGAGAUGCUUGGAAACAUCAAGGUUGAGGACGAGGAUUCAUCCUUGCAAUCAGGAGAAUUGUUACCGGUAAAUCAACCCUCUCCAAGUCCUGGAAGAUUUCAGAAAAGCAGUGUGAGCGAAGACGUUGAUUUCGAGCAAAAUAUUGAAUCUGAACCUAGCAAGCAACAGACAGAUGUUAGGAAAACUAAAAACCAAAUUCGAGACAGACUGGGCCGAUGGAACACAGUGAAAGAAGGACCGUGUAAGAACGACAUUCAUUCCUGCAUUCCAUGUGAUUAUAAAACUAAUAAUCAGUGGAAAUUAAAAAGACACUUGACAAGCUCCAGACACACAUCUCGAGUGUCGGAGACUAAAUCAAAUAUUCCCAAUGAGCAUGCUGAUAACCAGGAAUAUUCCAAUGAUAAAGAAUAUCUAGAGAACCAAGAGAACUCUUCCCAAUCUCAGCAGAAAUCAAUCCUACUCUAUGAGGCUAGUUUGGACUAUAGAAAAUUUAAGAAUAAAGUGAACAAAGAUUCCCGAAAACUCAGCUGUCAACGAUCAAAUAUAAAACGGAAAAGUGCAAUAUCUGCAACUGAAAAGGUUCAAUCUUGGACCAAUGUCCUAGGACGGGGUAGAUCUUAAUAAAUGUAUAUUUAUAUUACAUUUUUUACUUUUGAGCGUGUUUAUUUGUGUUCUAUAUCUCUAGUCAAUUUCUAAACUUACAGA
Eurytemora carolleeae is the source of this 1478-nucleotide messenger RNA. RefSeq lists its product as uncharacterized. The record is from RefSeq and is a predicted model, not a curated record. The coding region runs from base 33 to 1394 and encodes 453 amino acids. NCBI's taxonomy places the organism in Eukaryota, Metazoa, Arthropoda, Copepoda, Calanoida, Temoridae. The transcript has 7 exons.